This is a messenger RNA of Chrysemys picta bellii (western painted turtle), 1329 nucleotides long. RefSeq names its product somatotropin. Gene Ontology annotation, biological process: positive regulation of receptor signaling pathway via JAK-STAT; positive regulation of tyrosine phosphorylation of STAT protein; animal organ development. Gene Ontology annotation, cellular component: extracellular region. Gene Ontology annotation, molecular function: growth factor activity; hormone activity; growth hormone receptor binding. The record is from RefSeq and is a predicted model, not a curated record. NCBI's taxonomy places the organism in Eukaryota, Metazoa, Chordata, Testudines, Emydidae.
AUGAGGGCUCCUCCUCAGCCGGGAAAGAAGAACAGCGGCGUCCAGAAACAAUAUCAGCUGCGGUCAUAUUUUUCUCCUCUGCUCUUUGUUGCAAUCAUCCUGGGGCUGCAGUGGCCCCGGGGGGCAGCAGCUUUCCCUGCCAUGCCCCUCUCCAGUCUGUUUGCCAAUGCCGUGCUGAGGGCCCAGCACCUCCACCUGCUGGCUGCUGACACAUACAAAGAGUUCGAACGGACCUAUAUUCCAGAGGAGCAGAGGCAUUCCAACAAAAUUUCCCAAUCAGCAUUUUGUUAUUCAGAAACCAUUCCUGCUCCCACAGGAAAGGAUGAUGCCCAGCAGAAAUCAGACAUGGAGCUGCUUCGGUUUUCACUGAUUCUCAUUCAGUCCUGGUUAAACCCCGUGCAGUUCCUAAGCAGGGUGUUCACCAACAGCCUUGUGUUUGGCACCUCAGACAGAGUCUACGAAAAACUGAGAGACUUAGAAGAAGGUAUCCAAGCUCUGAUGAGGGAGCUGGAAGAUGGAAGCCUCCGGGGAUUUCAAGUCCUCAGACCCACUUAUGACAAAUUUGACAUCAAUCUCCGGAACGAAGACGCCUUGUUAAAAAACUACGGCCUGUUGUCCUGCUUCAAGAAAGACCUGCACAAGGUGGAGACCUAUCUGAAACUGAUGAAGUGCCGGCGCUUCGGAGAGAGCAACUGCACCAUUUGAUGGCAGGAACACUCUUCUUUUAUCCCAGUGCACGACGAGGUUAGCGUGCUCCUGCCUGCCUGACCCCCUUUGUUAAGAGAACCUCAGAGGCUGAUGUGCCUGUGAGCAAACCUAUCCUCCCGCUAGCUGUGGUGUCUGGGAGGGGCUGCAUGAUGCUCCUCCCCCUUUGUCAAGAAAAGCCUCUUUGCCUCCAGAGAAUAAAGGAGCUAGAAGCCCAGCACUGUGCCGCAGCAUCUCACUGCUUCCCCCGGCUUCUCACACAGGAGCCAUGGCCGGCGGGAACCCGCUCCCACGUGCUGGUUCUCCCACCACCGGGCUCAUGUUUGCAUUGGAGGACGGGCCUGGCAGCUCGGCUGGGUUCUCGCCGUGAUGCCCACGCGGCCGCAGCCGGUAGAGCCUGGGCCUGUGGGGGGCGGCAGGGCGGGGGCCAGGGCAGCCCAGGCGGUUACUGAGACAGGCAGUGGAGAGCCCCUCGCGUCCACCCCCUCCGCCACUGGCCGCUCGGGCUCUCGGGCGCUGCUCGCCACGGACCUCAGAGGGGCGCCCUGGCCCUGGCCCUGCGGGGGGCAAGGGGUGAGGCUGGCGGCGAGCAGGGCCUGGGGGCAAGGGGCGGCACGAGGCGGC